GCUGUUCGUUGGAGCUCCAAAAGAAAAUGUGGUGAUUGGUGGAAAAAACACAGGCGGUGCUUUGUAUAGGUGUAAUGCCAGACAGCUGACAGACUGCUCAAGGAUCACUGAUGGAGUUUCGACCCCACCCAGGUCCAACGAGCUGCUUGAGGACCAGUGGCUGGGGGUGUCUGUGGCAUCCCAGGGCCCGGGCGGCCAGCUUGUGGCAUGUGCCCAUCGCGCCAUCAAAGACAAUGCAGCCCUAGGUUAUUGCAACGUUUGGGACCAAGAAUUUUUCCACACAGUACUCUUCCGGCCAUGCCAGAAUCUACCGCACACCUUGUUCAUGAAAAACUUUGGUCUGUGUCAGGCGGGUAUGUCUUCAGCACUGGGACAGGAUGAUGCUCUAGUCAUGGGUGCCCCAGGCUCUGUUUAUUGGCAAGGUGUUAUGUUUUAUGUGAACGUGACUGAUGAGCUUGGCGUUUCCUGGAAAGAAGUUCCCAGUCCGUACAGGAGAUCCGACUCUCAAGGAACAGGACAGCUCAGUCCAACAAGCAGCUACUCCUAUAAUGGUUACGCCGUCACUAUGGGCAAAUUUGAUGGCACCAAACAACUGUACUAUGUGUCUGGAGCUCCCAAGUCCAGCUCUCUGGGAGAAGUAGUCAUCUUCACGCACAGGAGUGAUAAUGCUCUUCGUUAUGACAAGUCACAGAUUCUCCAGGGUCGACGACUGUUCUCCGGGUUUGGCUCCAGCCUGGCAGCUGUGGAUAUAAAUAAUGAUGGAUAUGACGACCUUAUAGUUGGGGCCCCUUAUUACUACAAGAAGAACCAUGGGGGUGCUUUUUAUGUAUAUUUGGGCGGACCUUCAAUGUUUGAAGGGACUGUGCACACGGAGGUUUUGAGUCGGAAAUUGGGAACAGAGGAAUGUGAAGCUCUCUUGUGUGAGCAUGCUCGCUUUGGCAUGAGUGUGUCAAAGAUUGGUGAUGUGAACAUGGAUUCUUUUCAAGAUUUCGCUGUUGGUGCUCCUUAUGAAGGCACUGGUGCUGUUUACAUUUACCAUGGAGACAACUCAGAAGCUGGAUUCAAUACUGAUUAUGUUCAAAGGAUAACAGCGUCGGAUCUUCCUCAAGAUGUUCAGCCCCUGUCUUCCUUUGGAUACUCACUUUCUGGAGGAAUAGAUUUGGAUGAAAAUGGAUAUCCAGAUCUCCUUGUUGGGGCGUAUGAGUCCGAUGCUGUUGUUCUUGUCCGCUCAAGGCCCAUAAUUAAGCUCCACGCUGAUCUGAAUGUAAUGCCUGAGUCUAUUGACAUGGAGGCCCCUGCCGAGUGUCCAUUCAUCGCCGGUGAAAAUAGGCGUUGCUUGAAGAUUGAGCUGUGCGUGAAUUAUACCACCCGCCCUCUUAACAGCAUUAAAGUUUUCCCCACGCUGGUGUACAGUGUUGAAGCAGAGAAGCAAAGGAAAAUAGCCAGAGUAGAACUCAAAGAUUCUACAGACCCUUUCAAAAAGGUGUUGGAGAAUAGGAGGGUGCAGCUGUCUCCCUCAACCACUUGCGUGGAAGAGUAUGCUUUUGUUAAGAACUCCUUAGAUGACAAGUUCAACCGCAUAGAGUUCACAUUUUCAUUCAGCCUGGAUCUGAGCGAUGAUGACAUCAGUAGCUACCCGGACAGUGCUAUUCAAGACGUUAAUCGUUUCCCUGUGUUAGAUACUGAAGGUUCUGCUGGAGAUAGUGCAAAUUCUGUUGUUGCCUGGGCUGACUUUGUCAAGGAUUGUGGUGACGACAACAUAUGUAAUAGUAACCUGCAGUUUGAUGCACUUCUUGAUGGAUUGUCCCAGGAUGAAAAUGGAAAUUACGAGCUGAUCAUCAAAAGAGAAAAUACUCUGCAAGUGAUCAUGAGCGUUGCAAAUUUGGGUGAAGCGGCUUAUGAGACGAGGAUUUACGUGAAAAAGCCCAAAGGUGUUUCAUACAUUGGCACAGAGUCACAGGACUCCGUCUCAUGCCAAGGGUUGAAGGAGGAUGAAACCCUCAUCAAAUGUGAGCGGAUCGGGAACCCGCUGCGCACUGACAAGUCUGUGUAUUUCAUUCUCAAGCUCAACGUCCCCCGUGAGCUUGUGGAGAGCACGGAGAUCUAUAACCUGACAGCCUGGGUCAACACGUCUAGCCUUGAGGAGAGCGUUGUCAAUGAUAAGCAUGUACUGAACUUCAAGGUCAUCAACAAAGCUGAGAUUUUCAUGGAUACUAAUGUCAACCCUGAUUAUGCCAUCAUGAGCCAAGGACAGCCACGUGGAGCCAGUUCUAUGAAAGACGAAUUAAGCAUUGGGCAUGCUGUGAGGCAUAAUUUUAUUGUGAGAAACUCUGGCCCUGGUGUGAUCUCAAAGUCUUUUAUCACCAUCUACUGGCCUUAUGAAGUCGGCGAUGCUGCAGCUGGGUCUGGAAAGUACCUCCUGUAUAUGAUGAGAAAACCAAAGAUUGUUGGCCCUGUCGUGAAGUGUAAUGAUGAGGACAUUCAGAAGUAUAUCAAUCCUCUCAACAUCAAGGAAGUUAGGGAUACCCAGCUAGCAGAGCCUGUCGUGGAAGCCUCUAGUGAUGAUGACAUUGCCGUGGAGGAGGUGGAAGUGAAGCCGCUGCCGGAUUCAGACGAGGCAGGUACAAGGAGGAAAAGAAGUGCAGGCAGAAGGGUGCGGAGAGCAGCGGGGAAUGUGGUGGUCAUGAGUUGCAGAGAUGGGACUGCCAGAUGCUUUGAGUACAAAUGCAUGCUGGGUAGACUCGAAGCCAACGUCAAUUAUGUCAAGAUCACAAUGGAAUCCCGUCUGUGGGAGAGCACAUUGCUGGCGGAUUAUCAGAAGGCCAGUGAAGUGCAGGUGAUAUCAUGGGCUAAUGUGACCAUUUCUAAGAAGCUCAUGAUUACACAGAACACAGAUGAUGAUGAAAAACGAGCUGUCACUCGUGUUGUGUUUAAAGAGACCUCUAGUCAGACAGUACAGUGGUGGAUCAUUCUUGUGGCUGUCUUGGUGGGGAUCAUUGUCCUUCUCGUGGUCAUCUUUAUUCUCUACAAGCUUGGUUUCUUCAAGAGAAAGCGACAAGAAGACAUGCAGAUGUACAAGGCAGAGAAAAAGCAGCAGGCCAUGUUGUCCGAGUAUGAUGAUGAUGGCGUAUAAAUAUGGUGCAGAGUUGCAUUAGUUUCUUUAAAGAAUUUUUCAUGACAUUGUUUUAUGAGUUCUGGAUGCCUUUGUGAACCUUGUUGUUGCUUGUGUAUUUCAUUGAUUCUUUUGUUACCAGUGGCUUUGUUUUUAACCUUCCAAUUUGCCAUACUCACUGAGUGUGGAGAACAAAAGUUCUUUGCAUACGCCAUGAAAAAAACCCCUUAAUAGCUUGUUACCAAAGAUGUUGACUUUAACCAAGACACGAGGUAAGCUAUAUUCCCUUCAAAACACUAAAGUGUGCCGUUGUUUUUUUGUGUUUGUCAUGUUUCUCACAGACAUAAGAUUCGAAAUAUGAGAUUGUUGUGUAAGAAUUGCUAAUUGCUGUGAAUGCGGAGAAAUUUUGUUAUGGAUUAGCUUGGUUAUUUGUUUUAUGUUUUGACAUCAUCCAAGCACAUAUCAAAACCAAGUGUGCAGCAGGGCAUGUGUGAAUCAUGCUGGCAGGGGGUGCUGGUUCCAUUAUUUUACAGAUGCAAAUAUGUAACAAAUACACAAACACUACCUGAGGUAUGCGUCUUAUAUAGCUUACGCUUGUUAGAUUUUAAAAUAUGGUCUGAUUUUAAUUUGUUGGUAAAAAAAUUUCCUCAAAUGCAACCCUGGAUUGUUAUCUGUUUUGGUAACAGUAAAUUUGGGACCCCCUUUUUUUAACUUAUUUGACCCACUACGCACAUCCGACAUUCUCCUCUCUCCAUGGGGCCACAUUUGGGUAGCUGUGACGUCAGGCAUCCAAGACGAUUACAAGAAUGGGGGAUCCAAAUUAAUUUUUACCCUUUUUUUUUUUUUGGCCUUUUUUGUUUUGACCAAGAUUUACAUUCCCAGUUUCAAAACCAAGUUGCAGAACGGAAAAUGCCAGACACAGCACUUUGCACAAAUUAUACCAAUAUUCCAAUGUUUGGGGUGUUUUACAUGCCACUAUUUUACAAACAAAACACUUUUUUGUUUUUUCUUGUUAUUUCCUUGAGUGAAGAGUUGUUGUUUGGAUAAAAUGUGAGGGAAGGGUUCGUAACUCAGUUUGCAGAACAGGUACAUACACUUUUUUAUUGAGAAAACAAUUGUACUUUGUUCCUUUUUCUCCUGUGCCGACGGAAGUCAGUGUUUUUGGGUGCUUGUUAUCGGAUGCUUAUACAGUGUUUUGAGAUCUGAAAAAUGUAUCCUCUCUUUAUUACGAUUGAUCUUGAGUGUGCGUCCAUUUCAGUCGGAAGAGCAAUAUGUUUGAAACUAUCUCUGUAAAUGGAACUUUUAUAGCUGGUUUUCUUGUUCUGUCAAUCACUUUUAUAUAACUAGGGAAAUGUGUAUGUAAGCUUUGAAAGUUGCUGUUAACAUCUUCAAAUUGACUGUGUUCCUAUGUAUAAGAUUUUGAUGAUGUAAAUGUUGGAAGGAGUCCCAUGUAUACUGGUUGUCUGUAAACUUUGUGUUGUUUGUUGUACUUCUCUUGGCACAGAACCCUUCCUAAGCAAAAAUUUGUGCCUUUUUUCAAACAUCAUAUAUUAAGGUGUUUUGUUCUUUACACACAGUACUUCUACGAGUAUCAGUGUUUGAAUAUAUCACUUAAUGUAGGAAAAGAAAUCUUAUAGAGGUGUGCAGAGAGUGUUCUACAUUAAUGGAUGACUUUACCCAAGCAUACAAUAAGAGCUUGUUUCUUUUUGCUGUCUGGGGUGCACUGAAGCUUCUUACAUCAUUUCAUUUUUCACUAAUAAGAAAAGGAUUUGCUGCUCAUUAUUUGCUAUGCUUUUGUUUUUUAACAUUUGUUAAUUAUGUUGUUUAGGCUAGCUCAACAAUUGUUCUACCUUUUUUUACUUCUGAAGUGAAUGCACAUUUAGUUUUAUGUAGUUAUUAUAGGAGAGUAUAAUUAUCUUUUUCAUAGCCCGAUUUUUGUAUUCUCCAAAUGUGAUAGUUCUCCCAACUUUAAAAAAAAAUUAGUGGCUGAUCCCUCUCGGCAUAACAUUUAGUUUUUAGAGGUGUUGGUUCAGAUUCCUUGAAGUUUUCAGUAGUUCAUAAGAGUUUAGGGUUGCAGUGGGUUCUAAUUCAACUGGGGCAAACUUUAUGCCUGAGAGUUAUAUAUGUUAGCUCAAGCGUUGCUGCCAAUCAGUUGGUGUGCUUUGGGUUUGUGAUUUGCAGCUUGCUCAAAUAUUCAUGUUUGAAGAUAUUUUUGAUUAUGAUAUAAUAAUAUGCACUACUUUCUAGCAUCACCAAUGUAAAAAAAAAAGAAGCUCUUUAAGA
This is a messenger RNA of Aplysia californica (California sea hare), 5395 nucleotides long. Its product is annotated as integrin alpha-PS1. Gene Ontology annotation, biological process: cell-cell adhesion; cell-matrix adhesion; integrin-mediated signaling pathway. Lineage: Eukaryota; Metazoa; Mollusca; Gastropoda; Aplysiida; Aplysiidae. The record is from RefSeq and is a predicted model, not a curated record. Gene Ontology annotation, cellular component: integrin complex; external side of plasma membrane. Gene Ontology annotation, molecular function: integrin binding.